Molecule: messenger RNA, 1911 nt
Organism: Bacidia gigantensis
Lineage: Eukaryota; Fungi; Ascomycota; Lecanoromycetes; Lecanorales; Ramalinaceae
Exons: 2
Coding region: 1-1911 (636 amino acids)
Source: RefSeq, a predicted model, not a curated record
AUGUCAGGCCUUCUUAACAAAGUCAAGAAUGCUGUAGGAGGUGACAAGACUCACACAGGCACCACAAACACCGAGGAAAGCGUGGUUCACGGCUCCUCCGUGGGUGAAACCAAGCCAGGCGUUCUCGACAGCUGUGAGCCUGGUAUCCACGGCGAACGAGACUCUGGCGUUCAAAGUGGGAAUCUUGGAGGUACUGGUGCAACUGGCACUGGGAGUGGUCUUACAGGCACAGGCACUGGCACUGGGACAGGCCUCACUGGAUCCAACACCGGAUCAGGCCUUACUGGAUCGAAUACCGGAUCAGAUCUCACGGGAUCGCAUACCGGCACCGGUCUUACUGGAUCCAACACGACAACGGGCGACCACCAUACACGUGGGCAGCAAUACGACCCCACCACUUCAUCGACUGGCCAAGGUCUGACAGACAGAGAUCGUCAUCACGGCGGCGCAGGAGUCGGAGCUGCAACAGGGUUAGCAGAGCACGAGAAGCAUCGCCAUGAUGGUACACGAGAUACAACGCAUCAAAAUCCAAUCUCAGCAACAACCGGCUCAUCGAAUAGAGAUCAUCAUCCCGCUGCUGUUGGCACUACCACAGCAGGCGGACUAGCAGAGCACGAGAGGAAUCGCAAUGAUCCCACUCAUAGCAGCCACCAAAAUCCUAACGCUGCAGCAGUCGGAGGGACAGGCAGUGAUCGUAACUACAACGACGACGCACAGAACACGCGCCAAAACCCUCUCUCAGCCGCAACCGGCUCAUCAGGUACAGAUCGCCACCAGAAUGACGGCACUCAAAACACAUCUUCAUCCAGCUAUCCGGGUUCAGAACAAUACAACGACCGCCACAGCAAAGUCCACGAUAUCCUGAACCAAGGUGGUACUCCGUCCUCCAGCAACACCUCAAAUACCGGUCACCACGGCCUCACCGGUGAAAGCAACACUGCCAACCCAUCUAAUCUGACUGGCGCAGGCUCAGGCUACGACUCCAACAACCGCGACCGUGGCCUCGUUUCUGGCGCGGGCGGAGCGGGUGCUGGUGCGCUUGCUGGUGCGGGUAUCGGAUCGCGUGAUCACCACGAUAGUAAUCGUGGUCUCGAUAAUACCACGGGCACGACUGGGACUCAUGACACGCUGGGGCAUCAUGGGACUGGGAGUGGAUUGACGGGCACUGGAACAGGCACACAUAACAACCCGCUCGAUAGCAACAGAGAUACUACCGGCACAGGCUCAGGCCUCGGCGGUAUCGGAAGCAGUGGCCAUCACACCGGUAGCACAGGAACACACAAUAACCCGCUUGACAGCAGCAGCAGAGACAACACCACCACCGGUACCGGCACCGGUCUUGGAGGCAUUGGCGGCACUGGCCACCAUACCGGAAGCACAGGCACGCACAACCCACUCGAUAGCAACAGAAACACCACCGGCACCGGUAUCGGAGGCACAGGCAACAAUCAAGGCCUCUCAGACGUCAACAUCCCCUCCUCGAAACUUGGAUACGAUGACUCCACCACUGGUACCGGCAGCGGGCUCACAGGCAGCCAUCACAACACCGGCCUCACUGGCACCGGCGAGCGCGGUUAUGGCGAUGACACUUCGGGUUUGGGCUCGGGGACUGGCACUGGACUUGGCCAAGGAAAUAACACCACCGGAACAGGCUUCGGCUCAGGCACAGGUACUGGUCUAGGACAGACAGGAACAGGGACGGGCACGGGAGCUGGACUGGGCCACGGUAAUAAUACAACAACAGGCACCGGUCUCGGUUCUGACACGACAGGAACGGGGGUUGGGUCAGGGCUUGGGUCAGGCACUGGUCACGGCGAACAUCAUCAUGGACAUGGACAUGUGACUGAUAUUCUGCACCCGGGCCCGCAUCAUACCGAGACUGCUAAUCGCUUGGAUCCGAAUGUUUCGUGA